CUGUAACACGGCCCAGAGCGCUCUGCUCUCCCUCGUAGUGUAUUUUUAAGCCCUGCCUCGGUUGCUUCCCUUCCCUGUGCCGCCAUUAAAGUCCGUCCGCUUGGUGUUUGUGGAAAACGGGAAAAUGAUUUAAAAACUCAGAAGAGACAGGCCGAGGGACGGGACCUGGGGAGGGGGGAGGGAGGGUUCUUGCUACGCGGUAUGUGUGGACUGUCAACUGCCAAGUAAACGGCGCCCCCAAAAGAAGUAAAUAUGCGGCUAGUUUCGUCCAAGUGAGAGGAGCCUGAGUUCGGAGUGGAGUUGGUUUCUCCGACCGGGGGUGGGGUGGGGGGAGAAACUCCAUUGGUUUUGGCUGCACCGGGCGUGGGGAGGGGGGACCGAGGAGUGUAAACACAGCAAAGCAAAAGGUGAGGGUUACAGCGUUAAGACACCUUCUCGUAGAGUUGAUAAGGGCCUCUCAGACGGUUACGAGCAAAACAUAAUCCCGUAACGUUAGCGAGCCGCAGCCAGCUAGCUUGGCCAUAAAUCCUGGAUGGCAACCGAGCGGUUGUUAUGGAAGUGUGCUGCUUGCUGUGUGAUCUCCUUGAGAGUGGAUCUGCCAAGCUGAGUCCCUCUGAACGGCAGGAAGCCUCCCUUAGCGGCGGUGCGACGAUGACCGAGCUGGUUGCCAAGUGGGCCUGUGAAUACUGCACAUACGAGAACUGGCCGUCAGCCAUCAAGUGCACCAUGUGCCGCGCUCAGAGGCCCAGCGGGGGUGCCAUCAUUACUGAGGAGCCCUUCAAGUGCAGCCCUGCCCUGGAUGCCAGUGUGCAUCAGUGGGGCCCUGCAGACCUCAGCAACAGUCCAUCUCAGGGGGGAUCUAGCUUACUUAUUUGUCCAGACUCCAGCGCCCGACCCCGCAUUCGCAUUGCUGACGUACCUGAGCCUAGUAGUAAGUGGUCGUGCCACAUGUGCACCUAUCUGAACUGGCCUCGAGCUAUCCGGUGUACUCAGUGCCUGUGCCAGAGGCAGCAGGCUCAACAACACCAACACCAACAACAGCAUGGGCAGCAUGCAGCCCAUCAAGGACAUCAUACCCAGCAGCCACGCAGCCCCACAGAAACACCCCAGACCUCAGGCUCUGGAUGUCGCCCCUCUCCCCCAACCACCACUACAGACACUUGUGAGGAAUAUAAUGACCGUAACAGGCUCAACACUCAUACACAGCACUGGACCUGCACUGCCUGCACUUAUGAAAAUUGGGCCAAGGCUCUCAAGUGUGUUGUGUGCGAUCACCCCACACCCAAUAGUCUGCUGGCUGAGCCCAUCGAACUGGCAUCGGAACCUGAGAGUCAACAAUCAUCCUCAAAACUUGACCAGGACAGGGACAACAGGAGGGCUGUUGUUGGCCACAUGGUUAGUCAAGGAGUAGGAGGUGUGGUGGGUGGUGUAGGGAGUUGUAGCAGCAGCCAGAGGAGGUCACCGCCAACGUUAAAGCGGGAGUCAGAGGUGAACAUGGACUUUCAGAGGAUUGAACUGGCAUCAGGCGCUGGGAUUGGGAGCAAAGAAGAUCUUGAGGUGGAUUUCAAAAAACUCAAGCAGAUUAAGAACAGGAUGAGACGGAGUGAUUGGCUGUUCCUCAAUGCUUGUGUUGGUGUCGUAGAAGGUGACCUGGCAGCUGUGGAAGCCUACAAGACAUCGGGAGGUGACAUCGCAAGACAGCUAACGUCCGACGAGGUGCGCCUAUUAAACCGGCCCUCAGCAUUCGAUGAUGGCUUCACGCUGGUUCACCUAGCCAUCCGCUUCCAGAGACAGGACAUGCUGGCAGUGUUGCUCACAGAGGUAUCCCAACAGGCAGCCAAGUGUAUUCCAGCCAUGGUUUGUCCCGAGCUAACAGAGCAGAUCCGUCGUGAGGUAGCCGCCUCUCUUCACCAGCGCAAGGGAGACUUCACCUGCUAUUUCCUCACCGAUCUAGUGACAUUCACCCUGCCUGCAGACAUUGAGGACUUGCCUCCAGCAGUUCAGGAAAAACUGUUUGAUGAGGUGCUGGACCGAGACGUACAAAAAGAACUUGAAGAGGAGUCUCCCAUCAUCAACUGGUCCUUGGAGCUGGGGACUAGGUUAGACAGUCGACUUUAUGCCCUGUGGAACCGCACAGCUGGGGACUGCCUCCUUGACUCUGUGCUGCAGGCUACGUGGGGCAUCUAUGACAAGGACUCAGUACUCCGCAAAACCCUCCAUGACAGUCUGCACGACUGUUCUCACUGGUUUUACACCCGCUGGAAGGAGUGGGAGUCGUGGUAUUCCCAAAGCUUUGGUCUGCACUUUUCCCUCCGAGAGGAACAGUGGCAGGAAGACUGGGCUUUCAUACUGUCCCUUGCCAGCCAGCCAGGAUCCAGCUUGGAACAGACCCACAUUUUCGUUCUUGCACACAUACUUCGUAGGCCUAUCAUCGUCUAUGGAGUAAAGUACUACAAAAGUUUCCGUGGUGAAACACUCGGGUACACCCGUUUUCAAGGUGUGUACCUGCCUCUUUUGUGGGAGCAGAGCUUUUGCUGGAAGAGCCCCAUCGCUCUGGGAUACACGCGGGGCCACUUCUCAGCGCUGGUGGCCAUGGAGAACGAUGGCUUUGACAAUCGCGGCGCAGGCGCCAACCUCAACACGGAUGAUGACGUGACAGUGACGUUCCUGCCUCUGGUCGACAGCGAGAGGAAGCUGCUUCACAUUCACUUCCUCUCAGCGCAGGAAAUGGGUAAUGAAGAGCAACAGGAGAAGCUCCUGCGGGAGUGGCUGGACUGCUGCGUGACAGAGGGCGGCGUUUUGGUUGCACUUCAGAAAAGCUCCCGCCGCCGCAACCACCCGCUCGUCACUCAGAUGGUGGAGAAGUGGCUGGACGGCUACCGCCAGAUCCGCCCCUGCGCCUCGCUGUCCGACGGCGAGGAGGAGGAAGACGACGACGACGAGGAGUGACGAAGCUGAAGUGGAGGGAGGCUAUCUGCUGGGGGGCAGGACUCCUCCCCCAUCCUCUCUCUUUUAGUUUUUCUUUGAGUUGGGGAUUUUUGUUGUUGUUGUUGUUGUUGUUGUAGUAUCCCCCCCCCUUUCCUGACACGGACAAACUGUGAAAAAUCUUCAGGAGAGGGCAGGGAACCACGAGCCCCCACCAGACCUCCACCUGACAGAAGACACUACUGCUCUUCUGGCAAACACAGGCGCUCGGAUAUACACAAACACUUUUCUCAGACCAGCCUGAGUCUAACGGAGAGAAAAAAGAUUUACGAAUGCAAAUUUUUGAUUUGAGUUUUAAAUGUAAAGGAAGAAAAAAAAUAUCUUUAUCCAUAGAUGUAAAUGCAUGUGGUUGUAAAAAACAAACAAACAAAAAAAAAAAGAGUGUAAGGAAAUAUACCAGCAGUGAUUCAAAUACUUUAUAUCCAUUCAAUAUGGGCACAGGGGAAAAAAAGAAGCGCACAUCCAAGUUUUUUCCAGAUAAGAGUUGGCUUGUUUGGCUUUUUGUUUUCAAACAGGCAUGGACAAAGCCAAUAAAUCUUAUUAUCUCCAGAAGAUUAAUGAAAAAAAUGAGAGAUUCUGUAAUCACAAAUGACUUUAAUCCUUAAUACUAAGCACUGCACAUUUAUUAAAACAUUUCUAUAUAAAUACAGUAUCAUUGCUUGAAUUGAGGUCACAUAUGAAGCUCUUGAAAAGGGAGAUGUUCCCUUCACAAGUCAAAUCUACACUCACUAAGUUUUAGCGCACUAACGUUCAUGUUGGAUCUCUUGGUUUACCUUUUUCAGACUGAUUGAAGUCGUGUGUGUGUGUUUUAUCUUCUAUGAAUUUAUUCUACAUAUUUAUUGUUUGGAAACUUAUUUGAGCUAAUAAGAGCUUUCUGUAUAUUAUUUUCUCUCUUUUUUUUGUGGUUUUGUUAAUGAUUCAAUCUUGAUGAAGACACAUUGCACAGAAACACUGUUGCCGCGAGGAAAGAACCAAUCAUAACCAUCAAUGAAAAAGUUUACUUGGGUUUCUUGCGUAUGGUUUUUAGUACCUCAUAUGGAUGCCUAAAACCUGGUGCUUUUAUUUUUUCUGGGCAGGUGAGUGUGGACAUAACCCCACCCCCCACCCACUCUGAGUCACGCUUGUCUAAUCGCUGUCUUGUAGUUCCUGUUUGCCCCCACCUUCCUUACAGCCUGUGUUGUGGAGGUCACCCUCAUGGUACACGUGACAUCGCUGCCUCUGUAAAGCCCGUUUGUUGUCAUCAUGUGAACCCACUUUUAUUUGAUUAGUGACAGAUUUCACCACGUAAAACCAAAGCUGACAGAAAAAGAAAAAAAAGUUGUUCCUUUCUCUCUCUUUUUGCUGUGAGUGUUUGCAUCUUGUUUCCUCUCGCCAUCGCACUCUGUAACCUCUUUGUGUUUCAUUCAAGUCAUACACGUUUUUGAGCAUCACCUGUAUGUUGCUUUGUAUUUAUGCAAUAGUUGCAGUUGUGACUACGAUGGUUUGUGGAUUUAGGCGUGACUUCGCUAAACAGAGUGUAACAGAAAGAAAUGGGCAAAAAUAAGGAAAAAAAAAAUAAAAGAACCUUUUUGAAUGUCCAACUAAAA
Maylandia zebra (zebra mbuna) is the source of this 4571-nucleotide messenger RNA. It is a transcript of the gene zranb1b, whose product is annotated as zinc finger, RAN-binding domain containing 1b. The record is from RefSeq and is a predicted model, not a curated record. Gene Ontology annotation, molecular function: cysteine-type deubiquitinase activity; K63-linked polyubiquitin modification-dependent protein binding. Gene Ontology annotation, cellular component: cytoplasm; nucleus. NCBI's taxonomy places the organism in Eukaryota, Metazoa, Chordata, Actinopteri, Cichliformes, Cichlidae. Gene Ontology annotation, biological process: cytoskeleton organization; protein K33-linked deubiquitination; protein deubiquitination involved in ubiquitin-dependent protein catabolic process.